Caenorhabditis sp. 36 PRJEB53466 is the source of this 3061-nucleotide messenger RNA. NCBI's taxonomy places the organism in Eukaryota, Metazoa, Nematoda, Chromadorea, Rhabditida, Rhabditidae. The record is from the annotation of a GenBank genome assembly.
AUGAUGGAGAAGAAGUCAAUUCAUCUGAUGACACGGGAUCUUGUCACGAUCACGAACAAGGCGCAAUAUCUAAGUAAGUCAGUUUUACUAUCGAAAGGGUUAAAAUAUUGUAUUUUUCAGCAAGUACAUCCUCAGAGAAGUAUCCAAUUGCACGUUUUUGCGCGACAUCACCUGACGACAGAUAACAAUGGAACGGAAGCUCAAAAAGUCCGUGGUUUUCCUCAAGUGGUCCGCUUAAUCUACGACGAAACCAGGCUUGCAGAGUGGUUAUGGACAACAGUUCCCUGCCGGUGCACACAUUAUGUAUUACGAGAAAGAUUACUGGAUGAGUCAAUUUUACUGAUGACACGGAUACUUGAUGCUACUGAUGACACGGAUACUUGGUACUACUAAUGACACGGAUUCUUGUUUGUCUCCGAUUUCACAGAAAAGUCCUAUUUCUACGUUAUCAUGGUGUUGUUUUCUGCGGAACGUCGAAUACAUAUCAAAACACGCGAGAAGCAGAAGAAUCUGGAGGAAAGUGAGUGAAAACGCGAGUACAUAGAAAUAACAGAGACUUUCAAAUACGUCUUUCAGGCAAAAAACAACGCCUCCACCGGCACCACAAACGAAUGAGAUGGCCGUGACGUCAACGGACUCGCCUGGACCGCCACGACAACCGAAUCUGAGGACUGUGCCAGCUCCAACAGCAGAAGCAGAGCCUCCACCGGCACCACAACCGAAUGAGAUGGCUGUGACGUCAACGGACUCGCCUGGACCGCCACGACAACCGAAUCUGAGGACUGUGCCAGCUCCAACAGCAGAAGCAGAGCCUCCACCGGCACCACAACCGAAUGAGAUGGCUGUGACGUCAACGGACUCGCCUGGACCGCCACGACAACCGAAUCUGAGGACUGUGCCAGCUCCAACAGCAAAAGCAGAGCCUCCACCGGCACCACAACCGAAUGAGAUGGCUGUGACGUCAACGGACUCGCCUGGACCGCCACGACAACCGAAUCUGAGGACUGUGCCAGCUCCAACAGCAGAAGCAGAGCCUCCACCGGCACCACAACCGAAUGAGAUGGCUGUGACGUCAACGGACUCGCCUGGACCGCCACGACAACCGAAUCUGAGGACUGUGCCAGCUCCAACAGCAGAAGCAGAGCCUCCACCGGCACCACAACCGAAUGAGAUGGCUGUGACGUCAACGGACUCGCCUGGACCGCCACGACAACCGAAUCUGAGGACUGUGCCAGCUCCAACAGCAGAAGCAGAGCCUCCACCGGCACCACAACCGAAUGAGAUGGCUGUGACGUCAACGGACUCGCCUGGACCGCCACGACAACCGAAUCUGAGGACUGUGCCAGCUCCAACAGCAGAAGCAGAGCCUCCACCGGCACCACAACCGAAUGAGAUGGCUGUGACGUCAACGGACUCGCCUGGACCGCCACGACAACCGAAUCUGAGGACUGUGCCAGCUCCAACAGCAGAAGCAGAGCCUCCACCGGCACCACAACCGAAUGAGAUGGCUGUGACGUCAACGGACUCGCCUGGACCGCCACGACAACCGAAUCUGAGGACUGUGCCAGCUCCAACAGCAGAAGCAGAGCCUCCACCGGCACCACAACCGAAUGAGAUGGCUGUGACGUCAACGGACUCGCCUGGACCGCCACGACAACCGAAUCUGAGGACUGUGCCAGCUCCAACAGCAGAAGCAGAGCCUCCACCGGCACCACAACCGAAUGAGAUGGCUGUGACGUCAACGGACUCGCCUGGACCGCCACGACAACCGAAUCUGAGGACUGUGCCAGCUCCAACAGCAAAAAGCAGAGCCUCCACCGGCACCACAACCGAAUGAGAUGGCUGUGACGUCAACGGACUCGCCUGGACCGCCACGACAACCGAAUCUGAGGACUGUGCCAGCUCCAACAGCAGAAGCAGAGCCUCCACCAGCACCACAACCGAAUGAGAUGGCUGUGACGUCAACGGACUCGCCUGGACCGCCACGACAACCGAAUCUGAGGACUGUGCCAGCUCCAACAGCAAAAGCAGAGCCUCCACCGGCACCACAACCGAAUGAGAUGGCUGUGACGUCAACGGACUCGCCUGGACCGCCACGACAACCGAAUCUGAGGACUGUGCCAGCUCCAACAGCAGAAGCAGAGCCUCCACCGGCACCACAACCGAAUGAGAUGGCUGUGACGUCAACGGACUCGCCUGGACCGCCACGACAACCGAAUCUGAGGACUGUGCCAGCUCCAACAGCAAAAAGCAGAGCCUCCACCGGCACCACAACCGAAUGAGAUGGCUGUGACGUCAACGGACUCGCCUGGACCGCCACGACAACCGAAUCUGAGGACUGUGCCAGCUCCAACAGCAGAAGCAGAGCCUCCACCGGCACCACAACCGAAUGAGAUGGCUGUGACGUCAACGGACUCGCCUGGACCGCCACGACAACCGAAUCUGAGGACUGUGCCAGCUCCAACAGCAAAAGCAGAGCCUCCACCGGCACCACAACCGAAUGAGAUGGCUGUGACGUCAACGGACUCGCCUGGACCGCCACGACAACCGAAUCUGAGGACUGUGCCAGCUCCAACAGCAAAAAGCAGAGCCUCCACCGGCACCACAACCGAAUGAGAUGGCUGUGACGUCAACGGACUCGCCUGGACCGCCACGACAACCGAAUCUGAGGACUGUGCCAGCUCCAACAGCAGAAGCAGAGCCUCCACCGGCACCACAACCGAAUGAGAUGGCUGUGACGUCAACGGACUCGCCUGGACCGCCACGACAACCGAAUCUGAGGACUGUGCCAGCUCCAACAGCAGAAGCAGAGCCUCCACCGGCACCACAACCGAAUGAGAUGGCUGUGACGUCAACGGACUCGCCUGGACCGCCACGACAACCGAAUCUGAGGACUGUGCCAGCUCCAACAGCAAAAGCAGAGCCUCCACCGGCACCACAACCGAAUGAGAUGGCUGUGACGUCAACGGACUCGCCUGGACCGCCACGACAACCGAAUCUGAGGACUGUGCCAGCUCCAACAGCAAAAAGCAGAGCCUCCACCGGCACCACAACCGAAUGA